Messenger RNA from Biomphalaria glabrata, 1374 nucleotides. RefSeq lists its product as uncharacterized. The transcript has 6 exons. Lineage: Eukaryota; Metazoa; Mollusca; Gastropoda; Planorbidae. Bases 213 to 890 code for a protein of 225 amino acids. The record is from RefSeq and is a predicted model, not a curated record.
UUGUGGAUAAAAGAACAGGCUUAGACAAAACUUCCUGUUCAAAAUACAAAACAUACCAUGCUUACAAGCUUUUAGAUCUAGAACUAGAACUAGAUCUAGUCUAGAUCUCGAAAAGGGUCAUAAAACCAUAGCUUGUAGCCCAAGUUCAUGUUCAUGUAUUAGAUUUCAUCUCAAUCUUAAAUCUUGUCAGAAUUUUAUUUGACACCAACAACAUGGGAGAUUAUGACAUCCUUAUUCCCACGGGGAAGAAACCAAAAUCCCAAACAGACCUUCGCGAACGUUUCGCUAAAGUGUAUAAGGACGUAGCCAGACCUGCUACAGAACCCAAAGCCAAGGUGCCGCGUAAAGAAAUAGUUGCAGAUAUCUCAUACAUCAGAAAUAAGUUGGGUUUUAAUAGCCCUACCGAAGCUCAGGUGUUGAGCAGCCAGAAGAUAAUCCUGACUUGUAGAUUUCCUUUGGUUGACAGCGGGCCAGCACAGCAGCAGUUCUACUCUUCAACGGUGACCAAUGGAAAGAGAUCGUUGCUUCCAAUCUUAGCUCUGGAGUUGGAAACAGGACGCCAAAGAAAGCUCUCAAUGGCAACUUUAGCCAAAGCACAAAUUAAUGCGGAAGUCAAGCGUACAACAAUGAUUAUGGACAAGAUACACGAGUACAGAAAGAACAGUCUAACAAAGAAAGAAAAACGAGGCCGUGAUGCGAGAAAACAUUUCAAACAGGACGGCGAUUUGUUAAGAAGCGUCAAAAGAGAAUUGGCUCAAGAUAAGAAGAAAAGAAUUGAAGCCAAAAGACGUCGUAUGACGCUGUAUCACAAGCUGUACUUGGGAGACAAGGUACAACGAGGCUCGUCCAGCAGUGUAUCAGCCUUGACUGCAUUUGAUGGGGAUGACUAGACAUGUGUCAAACUUUAAGAAACUUGAUGCUUGUGUGUGUGAGCGUAUGAGUGUGUGUUUGCGAGUGCAUGUGUGUAUAUAUACGUGUGUGUGUGUGUGUGUCUUUGUUGAUCAUGCCUAAUCCUAGAUUGAAAUGAUUGCCUUUUAAAUUUAAGUUUGGACUUACACUGAAGGCUCUACCCACUUCUCAGGAUGUAUUCUACGAGUGAUAGGCUCUAGGGAAUGUGUCAACUCAUUCAGUCUAUGUUCAGCGCCAAACACCAGUUGCAAUGUUUAUGAUAUCACUUGAAUAGAAUCAAAAGUAGAAAUGAUAGAGAGUUACUCCUGCAACAAGUCAGGGGCUCAACGAAGGUCACUUCAUUUCCAGAUGGUCCUCAAAGAGUUGUAUUAAAUAUAUAAAUAUGAUCUUUAUAAUAAACUAAACGCUCUUAAAGCUCACACGCACACACACACACAAGAGCAGUAAUAAAGACUAUUAAUUGCA